Molecule: messenger RNA, 783 nt
Organism: Mya arenaria
Lineage: Eukaryota; Metazoa; Mollusca; Bivalvia; Myida; Myidae
Product: golgin subfamily A member 6-like protein 7
Exons: 14
Coding region: 148-753 (201 amino acids)
Source: RefSeq, a predicted model, not a curated record
AUUAUACAUGACGAUCAUUAUGUGGUUCAAUACGGAUUGAAGUGGACAAGUAGUAUAGCCACCGGUAAUAUCUUUCACCCUGAAAUCGAAAACAAAAGUGUGAUCCGCAACAGAACAGGUCACUCAGGUCCAAAUUUGUGACUAAAAAUGGCCAGCGGGGAGGAUAAUUCUGAGUUGAAGAAUAUGACAGCACAAGAAAUUGAUGAAAUAAAACUGCAUCCGGAAAGGGCGAAUAAAAGACUGAAGGAUACUAAUUUGAGGCAGGACAAAUCGAUCCAAGAUCUAAAGGAUGAAAAUUUGAGGCGACAUCACGAAUUCAACAUGUUUGCGAAAAAGAAUGGAAGACUUGAAAAGGAGAUAGACGAUCAAAAUGCAGAUGCAAAAGAAAAUUUCCUUAAAACAGAAAUUAAACAGCUGGAAGAAGAAUGUACCUGCUUGAGGGAAAAAGAAAAUUCGCUUAAAAAAGAAAUUGAACAGCUGGAGAAAGAAUGUACCGACUUAAGAAAAUGCAAUCAUGAGAGGAGUUAUGCUCUUGACCAGAAACGAAAUGAGUUAGAUAAAAAAGGAAAGAAACUUCAAUCACUGCAGAAAACAAUCACAUUAAAAAAUGAAUGCUUAAGAAAGUAUAAUCACACACUAAGGGAUUUGAAAAAAGAACUCAAGCAGCAAUUGAAAAGACAUUACGAAGAAGAGAACAAAAUAGCAGCGUUGAAGGAUGAAAAGAAAAAGCAAGUAACAGUUUAUUAUAGAUAACUUAUAGUUAACCUUGUGUUAUGAUCGCGA